CUCAGCGUUCAUUCAUAGUAUCAUCAUCAUUGCGCUCUCCAUCCAUGUGCAUGCAAUGAUACUCUCAUCACUCAUGAAUAUUUCUGAGAGUAGUGCGGGUCUCGGCACAGUGCUGCCUCUUACUAGUUUCGAGAACGUGCUUUUGUUCCUCUUCAAUGUAAUUCUAGCCACUGCCAUUAUUUUUAUCAACGCGUCUGUGUUUGUCUCCAUCGUGAUGAACAGAUCCCUGCGCAGCGAGAACCGCUUCAUGUACAUGCUCAGCACGUGUCUCAGUGACAUCUGCACGGGCGUCUCGUAUUAUUAUGCUGGAGUUAUGGAUGUACGUGAUUAUUAUGACUCCCCGACUCGCACUUUCUACAUCGCCCUCACUUUUCUGGGUCUGUCCUAUAUGGCGAUUCUGGCCGCGCAAGCGGACCGCUACCACGCGGUCUCAGCGCCUUUCAAAUACUCGCAGCGCAUGACUCGAAACAGAACCCUUCUGGUGAUUCUGGCCUACUGGGUUUAUGGUUUUCUGAUAGCGGCUGUUAAUAAUUUGGUUACUUUGGGGGUUGCUAAAAGAGUCACGUUCCUGGCUGCUUUUGUGGGGAACAUUUUCAGUAUCAUUAUCAUGAUUGGGUUGAACCUCAGACUGUUCUUCAUCGCUAAAUUUCAGCUAGGACGCGAACCGGCGAGCGAGGAACGCGACAACAAGCGCGCCUCCAUUUAUCUCAUCAUAAUAGUAGCCGUGUGUUUUCUGAUCGCGUGGUUACCUCUUUUUCUGCAUGUUAUUGUGUGUAAUUUUGCGGGGACUUCAUGCUAUAUGUUCAGAAAUGAGGGCACAGACCCCCUGCGCAUUUUGGCACGUCUCAAUGCAGUCACCACUCCUUUACUGUACAUCAGAGGCUGUACUGCACUCAGAAGCACCGUUAUGAUUAAAGUCUGGAGAAUACCAUGCUGCAAGAGUAAAGGAGUGAACCCACAGAAUAUGGAGACGACUAUACAUAUAGAAGUGAAGUGA
Messenger RNA from Sinocyclocheilus grahami, 997 nucleotides. Its product is annotated as melanocortin receptor 4-like. Lineage: Eukaryota; Metazoa; Chordata; Actinopteri; Cypriniformes; Cyprinidae. Bases 56 to 997 code for a protein of 313 amino acids. Gene Ontology annotation, cellular component: membrane. Gene Ontology annotation, biological process: G protein-coupled receptor signaling pathway. The record is from RefSeq and is a predicted model, not a curated record. The transcript is spliced from 2 exons. Gene Ontology annotation, molecular function: G protein-coupled receptor activity.